AUGUCUUAUGGUUUAGAGAAUCAUCCGUAUCAGAGGGAGCUUAAGGUAGCUAGUUUAGCUGUGAGAAGAGCAUCAGUGUUGGUGAAAAAGCUAAGUGACACUAUAGCUACUACUAGAGCCUCUGGAACACUUACAAAGGACGACAAGUCACCAGUCACUGUCGGUGACUACGCAGCCCAAGCCAUAAUUAACAAUGCUAUCAAGUAUAAUUUCCCUGACGAUGAGAUUGUAGGAGAAGAGGAUGCACAUGCCUUAAAGGAAGAUAAUGAAGAAGGAAAAGCUUUGAGUGCUAAUAUCUUAAAAAUUAUUGAAGAUGUACAGAAGCAAACGGCUCUGUUCGACAAAGAAGUUGGAGACCUUGAUCUGUUAGAGACGAUAUAUAAAAGCAUCGACGCUGGACAAUCCAAGGGAGGGCCAAAAGGUAGAGUUUGGGCAUUAGAUCCAAUUGAUGGUACAAAAGGAUUCUUGAGAGGAGACCAAUUUGCUGUAUGCUUGGCGUUGAUUGUGGAUGGUAAGGUAGUUAUGGGUGUCAUCGGAUGUCCAAAUUUACCAGAGGAGAUUAUAUCGAAUGAGGAACAACAUGGACCAAGGGGUGGUUUGUUUACAGCUAUUAAAGGUGUUGGAUCCUACUAUACUCCUUUAUUUAUCGAAAGUGGAUUUACUCCCUUGUCUGGUCAGAAGCGUAUCAAAAUGAACCAGGAGACUUCUCCAGAUGCCUUGAAAGUUGUCGAGGGUGUUGAGAAGGGUCAUUCUUCCCACUCUACACAAUCUCUAAUCAAAAAAGAACUUGGUUUCAACCCAGAGACGGUAGAUAUGCAAACCAUUAACUUGGAUUCACAAGUGAAAUACUGCGUUUUGGCCAAGGGUCAAGCUGACAUUUACCUACGUCUUCCGGUUAGUGAAUCAUAUAGAGAAAAGAUAUGGGAUCAUGCUGCAGGUGAUAUCCUAGUCCACGAAAGUGGUGGCCAAGUCGGUGACAUCUUUGGUAAUGAGUUAGAUUUCGGAAAAGGAAGAUACUUGGAAUCCAAAGGUGUCAUCGCAGCCAAUAAAGCCAUUUUUCCAAAGGUAAUCGAGGCCGUUCACACUGUCGAAUCCAAAAUCUAG
Messenger RNA from Priceomyces carsonii, 1104 nucleotides. RefSeq lists its product as uncharacterized. The record is from RefSeq and is a predicted model, not a curated record. Lineage: Eukaryota; Fungi; Ascomycota; Pichiomycetes; Serinales; Debaryomycetaceae. Gene Ontology annotation, biological process: sulfate assimilation; phosphatidylinositol phosphate biosynthetic process. The transcript has a single exon. Gene Ontology annotation, molecular function: 3'(2'),5'-bisphosphate nucleotidase activity. The coding region runs from base 1 to 1104 and encodes 367 amino acids.